Molecule: messenger RNA, 624 nt
Organism: Clunio marinus
Lineage: Eukaryota; Metazoa; Arthropoda; Insecta; Diptera; Chironomidae
Source: the annotation of a GenBank genome assembly
AUGAAGGCCAAAAGCUUUCGCAUAUUUGUUUUUCUGAUUGUGCCUUAUAUUCUGAAAAGUGUUUAUGCUAAUGAAGACAACGAAAAGAAAAAACAAAUCAAUAACUAUCCGAACAAUGAAGAUUUAAAUUAUUUAAGUGAACUUCCUAUCAAUAAAUUAUUGAAAUUAAUGAAAUCAUUAAUGGACAUAAAACGUAAAAAUGUUUCAAAUAAUUUUUAUAAUGCUUAUGAAUCAGAAGACGAAUUAGAAAAUCGAAUUAUAAACGAAAGCAGAAAUAAUUCAUUAAUUACAACAAGUGAAUUUCUGCAUCAGCACGACAAAAAAUUUGACAGAUAUGAUGCGAUCGAAAUUCCUUGGGAGAAACAAAGUAAGAUUCAAUCAUUCUUUCAACUUAGCGUGACAGCUAUGGGAUUCCUUGCGUUUGCAGGAUAUUUAUUGUGUAUGAUAGUACAAGCAAUUAAAAGCAAAGGUACAAUGUAUAUGUAUCCUAGCACUAUGAGCGUAGCGAAUGGAGCUGCAACUGUUAAUGCCUUAAUUAAGAAAAGCAGCGCUCCUUUACGAAAACGACGACCAAUCGGUUUAGUUACCUUGCUAUAUCAUACAUUUGAUUUGGAUUCCGUGUGA